AUGCGUAUCACAUUUUGGCUGGUAGAGAACUUGUUCGGACGCGCUGGCCGCUUCGCCUCUUGCACACUUCGAUCAGGCAUGCCCAACAGCCUGAGCGAAACCACUCUUGCUGUCACGCAGCCCCCUUCUGGGGUGAUGACCCCGGUCAACCCGUCGGAGUUUCCAGAUGCACAGUUUGGAGAUCUCGAGAAGGGGCUGUCAGACAAAACCGAGAUUGACCUUCCUAAGCAAGAUGACCAUGGUUGGCGACGAAUUGUCCGUGGUUUUACUCCUUCUAUGUUCUCCAUAACUAUGGGCACUGGUGUCGUGGCGAUCCUGCUGCAUCAAAUGCCGUACAACAGCAGCUGGACAAAUUACCCUUGCUACAUCAUAUUCGGACUCAACGUCCUGACAUUCAUUGGCGCUUUGUUGGUCUCCAUCCUGCGGUAUACUCUGUGGCCUGAGUUAUGGCCAGCGAUGAUACACCAUCCGACUCACUCUCUGUUCUUGGGUUGUUUUCCAAUGGGUCUCGGGACUAUCGUCAACCUGAUCGUGUUGGUCUGCGUUCCAGCGUGGGGUCCUUGGGCAGCGACAAUGGCGUGGGCUCUGUGGUGGAUUGAUGCUGCUCUUGCUGUGACUAUUUGCUGUUCAGUCGCCUUCCUGAUGAUCUCGGUCCAUGAUGUGACGCCUGAGAAACUGACUGCUGCAUGUUUGUUGCCUGCCGUCAGCUGUAUCGUUGCUGCAUCGACUGGCGGCCAAGUCGCGCAGAUGGAGGCACUUGAAGCCCAUGAAGCACUCUGGACACUACUCACCUGUUAUUGCUGUUGGGCAAUUGGCUUCUUUGUUGGGUUGAUGAUUCUAUGCAUAUACUUUUACAGACUGUUGUUGUUCAAGCUUCCUUCUCAGGAAGUUGUUGUUAGCGUGUUCUUGUCUUUGGGGCCUCUUGGACAAGGAAGCUUUNNGGGUGAAAUCUUGCAAUGCGGGAAGGCUGCAAGGAUGAUAUUUCCAAAACUUACUCUACUGCCACCGGAGGCAGGCACCAUACUUUACGUCAUGGGAAUCAUCAUGGGUCUUGUCAUCUGGGCGAUGGCCAUCCCGUGGAUGUGUUUCGCAGUGGGAUCAGUCCUGCGUCUGAGAUUGAGGUUCCCUUUCAACAUCGGCUGGUGGGCCUUUUUGUAUCCAGUUGCAACCAUUACACUGAGUGCCGAGCUGGACUCUGCGUUCUUUGGUGUGAUUGCAGAGGUUCUUACCGCCAUCAUCGUACUCGUAUGGAUUAUCUGCUUUGUGAGAACCGUCAGAGGAGCCUUUUCCGGCGAGCUCUUCCCAAAGCCGGGUGUUUGUGAACUUCGUCCAGACUCAGGAGCAAAGACUCCUUGA
This is a messenger RNA of Aureobasidium uvarum, 1356 nucleotides long. The record is from the annotation of a GenBank genome assembly. Lineage: Eukaryota; Fungi; Ascomycota; Dothideomycetes; Dothideales; Saccotheciaceae.